GUGGCUGCAAAACCCUCCAUCGUCAAUCGGUGGAGACGCAUUCUCGCCGGCCAUGGUAUGUGAACGAAAUGACGAUUAGCUCCUUACGUCUAGUACGUGUCUCAGUCUGAUUAGUGUUAGCAGGUUCCAUCAUUCACAUUUCAUGACUUUCGCUUUCUUGUAUGGAAACAGAGAUAUUCCAGAACUCUAUGCCAAACUUCUACGCAAACACCUCUCCAUCUUUAUUUCUUCUCCAUUGAAGAAAUCACGAGAAUUGGAUAAAUUCCGCUAAAGUUAGGCAACCGUCAAUAAUCGAGCGAAAAAUGGCAAUCCUUCUCUCUACUGCUGCUGCUACUAUAGCCAAUUCUGUAACGGCAAUUUCAAUUGGUAGCAGGAUCAACGAUAGAAGCCUUUGUUUCUCGCACCCAAAAACUCUCAACAGCCAAAGCCGACACAAAAGAAUAAAGGGUGUCUCUCCUCUACGAGUGGCAGCACCCCCGUCAGUAUCUACGUCAGAUCAAGAACAAAAGGACCCAAUUCAAGGACAAGUACAAGAGCACAGUAGUAUUGUUGAUGAUGAGUUUGGUGAAGAGAGUAGUGACUCAAAGUUUUUGUGGAGGGAUCACUGGUACCCGGUUUCCUUGGUGGAGGAUCUGGACCCUCAAUUGCCCACGCCGUUUCAGCUUCUUGGUCGAGAUAUUGUAAUUUGGUUUGAUAAGGCCAACUCCCAAUGGGUUGCCUUUGAUGACAAAUGCCCGCACAGGCUCGCGCCUUUAUCUGAGGGACGGAUUGAUGAAAAUGGGCACUUGCAAUGUUCAUACCACGGAUGGUCUUUUGAUGGGUGUGGAUCUUGUACUCGGAUUCCUCAGGCAUUUCCAGAAGGGCCUGAAGCACGAGCAGUUCAGUCUCCUAGAGCCUGUGCUACUAGAUUUCCAACAAUGGUGUCUCAAGGUCUUCUCUUUGUUUGGCCAGAUGAGAAUGGCUGGGAGAAAGCCAAUGCCACUAAGCCCCCUAUGUUGCCUGAUGACUUUGGAAAUCCCGAAUUCUCAACAGUGACAAUUCAGCGAGAUCUGUUUUAUGGCUAUGAUACACUCAUGGAGAAUGUAUCUGACCCUUCUCAUAUUGAUUUUGCUCAUCACAAGGUAACUGGAAGGAGAGAGAGAGCUAAGCCUUUGCCAUUUAAGUUGUCAUCUAGUGGUCCUUGGGGAUUUGCUGGAGCAAAUGAAGGGAACCCAAAAAUCAGUGCCAAAUUUGUUGCACCUUGUUAUUACAUAAAUAAAGUUGAGAUAGACACAAAACUUCCUCUAGUUGGAGAUCAGAAAUGGGUAAUAUGGAUUUGUUCCUUUAAUGUACCAAUGGCCCCAGGGAAGACUCGUUCUAUUGUCUGUAGUGCUCGGAAUUUCUUCCAAUUCACAAUGCCUGGGCCUUCCUGGUGGCAGGUGGUUCCUAGAUGGCAUGAGCAUUGGACUUCAAAUAAAGUUUAUGAUGGGGAUAUGAUUGUCCUCCAAGGUCAAGAGAAAACCUUUCUUUCCAGUGCAAGGGAUGGCUCCACUGAUGUCAAUAAGGAGUACACUAAACUAACGUUCACGCCCACACAGGCAGAUCGCUUUGUCUUGGCUUUUAGGAAUUGGCUUAGGCGACAUGGCAACAGCCAACCUGAGUGGUUUGGCUUUAGCAACCUAUCACCUUUGCCAUCAACAGUCUUAUCAAAACGCCAGAUGUUGGAUAGAUUUGAGCAGCAUACACUCAAUUGUUCAUCUUGUAGAGGAGCUUAUACAGCAUUCCAGACCGGGCAAAAGCUCCUAAUUGGCACAACUAUACUUUUCUGUGCUACAUGUGGGAUCCCUUCAGAUAUGCAACUGCGGAUUGUUCUAGCUGUAAUGGCUCUAGCAAGUGCUGGUUUGGCUUAUGCUCUGCAUGAACUCCAGAAGAAUUUUGCUUUUGUUGAUUAUGUACAUGCUGAAAUAGAAUGAAUAGAAAGAGAAGUGGAUAUCAUCUUGGACUUUAUUGAUACUUGAUUAGGUGAGAUAUUAUUGUACAGUUUUCACAAAGUUAAUUGCCAAGUCAAUUUCCAUGAGGUAUAA
Molecule: messenger RNA, 2063 nt
Organism: Tripterygium wilfordii
Lineage: Eukaryota; Viridiplantae; Streptophyta; Magnoliopsida; Celastrales; Celastraceae
Product: pheophorbide a oxygenase, chloroplastic
Exons: 7
Coding region: 303-1952 (549 amino acids)
Cellular component (GO): chloroplast thylakoid
Molecular function (GO): 2 iron, 2 sulfur cluster binding; chlorophyllide a oxygenase activity; pheophorbide a oxygenase activity
Source: RefSeq, a predicted model, not a curated record